This is a messenger RNA of Venturia canescens, 1345 nucleotides long. Its product is annotated as malate dehydrogenase, mitochondrial-like. The transcript is spliced from 7 exons. Gene Ontology annotation, cellular component: mitochondrion; cytoplasm. The record is from RefSeq and is a predicted model, not a curated record. The coding region runs from base 1 to 1098 and encodes 365 amino acids. Gene Ontology annotation, biological process: carboxylic acid metabolic process; tricarboxylic acid cycle. NCBI's taxonomy places the organism in Eukaryota, Metazoa, Arthropoda, Insecta, Hymenoptera, Ichneumonidae. Gene Ontology annotation, molecular function: L-malate dehydrogenase (NAD+) activity.
AUGACUGCUCAAGGAUUCAAGCACGUUGGAGCUAUUUUAUCGCGUAAUUUUACGCUCACGUCGAACGUCAGAUCAAAAUCGAUGAAAGUCACAGUUUUCGGCGCCGCCGGACGAACAGGGAGCUGCCUUUCCCUCUUUCUCAAGCAAACUUCUCUGAUCGACGAACUAGCGAUCUACGACAAAGUCAGUGUGGCUCCUCUCGCUCUUGAACUGAGUCACAUCGACACCAAACCGAGAGUAACUCACUACGAAAGUAACGAGGAAGGUUUGAAAAGAACGUUGGACGAUACGAAAAUCCUCGUAAUCACGGCUGGGGAAGCUUGCGACGGUAAACACUCAACGAACGAUGCUUUUAUGGCCAACGCCAAAAUCCUCAUGGAUUUGAUUCCCAACGUCAUUAAAUACUGUCCAACGGCUCUCGUCGCUCUGGCAACCAGCCCGAUGAACCAACUAGUCCCUCUGAUUGUCGAGAUCUACAAGAAACACGGUUUCUACGAUUACAACAGAAUUUUCGGAAUAACGGCCAUCAAUUCGAUGCGAGCGAAUAAAUUCGCUGCUGAGAUCAUAGAAUUCGAGCCAGAGUGCGUCAUGGUCCCGGUUAUCGGUGGUAAUUGUUGCAGAACUUGCGUUCCUGUCUUCUCGCAGAUGAAGCCGCGUUGCGAAUUCACUCAUAAUUGGGAAAAUUUCACGAGGAGCUCGAAAGAAAAAGGAAAUUCUUCGCUGUCGAUGGGAUUUGCAGCAGCAAGAUUUUGCAUCUCGUUGUGCAAAGCCUUGGUCGGGGAACGCGACGUCGUGGAAUUCGCUUACACUCGCUCCUGCGUUAUCCCGGAAGUGACGUAUUUUGCGGGCCCGUUGGAGCUCGGUCCCAGUGGAAUUCAAAAGUAUUUGGGUGUGCCACCGCUCACGAAUGAGGAAUGCAAAAAUCUUGAGUGCGCGAUCCCCCAUUUGCGGGAGGCGAUCACAGCCGGAGAAGCAUUGGUGCUCGGUCCCCGGCAGUCGUCGACGGAGACGUGCCCGCAGCAUCCCGACAUCUGCGGCCAGGAGAUCUCCGGCAAAAUGCAAAAGUCUGAUAAAUUUUCGCAGCCGUGUCCGAUCUGACGGGGGAAUAAGAGCGGAGAAAAUAAAUGGAGGAAUGUGAGUGGGGAAGAAUAAAAAAUGAAAGGAAGAGCUUUGGAAGUGGCGAGGGCAGAUGGAAAUCCGUACUUCGUCGUCGGGGCUCGCGGACGUCGACUUUCUCGUCAAAUCGUAAGCACGAGCUCGACGAGUGCCUGAAUUACACGAGUUUCGUAACAAACUCGAAAAUCUCGUUUCGAGCAAAUUUUUCUGCUGAGACGAACGAACGUGA